This is a messenger RNA of Ectocarpus siliculosus, 2196 nucleotides long. The record is from the annotation of a GenBank genome assembly. NCBI's taxonomy places the organism in Eukaryota, Phaeophyceae, Ectocarpales, Ectocarpaceae.
AUGACUGGCAGAAGGCGAACCCGAGUCCACAGAGCAUGGCUUCCGAUGACUGUGGCAGCGGCUUUUCUCCACCGUGGUCAGUCGGGAGACCUUGAACACAGCACCACCGGUGGUGGCCGUGCGGCUGUACAAGAUCAUGCCGUGGGAAGGCCUUUUGAUGAACGGGCUGACCAACCGGGCGGUAGCCCUGGAAGUGCUGCCGGCAGAAGCUCAGAAUCGGCAUCGCUUCUUGAGAAAUACACCUUUCGCGAGACAGUCAGGACGGUGAUAGAGGAGGACCAGUUGCCGGAGCUGCCGGACUUUCUCGAAGAAAUAGGCCUUGGUGACAAGCUUGAGGAUUUCUACCGGAAGAGUGUGUUCGAGACAAAGUACAUCUUUACGCUGAAUGACAUGGAUCUCCGGCUCAUGGGCUUGUCCCCCGCGGACAUCGCUACAGUCAAGCAACAUGCUGAAGAGCUUCGCGUCGAAAGGGACGUCACAGAAGAACGGCUGCACCCCCUCCUACAGAGGCGGAACGAGCUUACCUACGGCAGGCUGUUUCUCGACCGGUCAGCGUCGAGCUUUGAGUUUUACCUUGCAGGAUUCGGCCCGCCGGUUCCCGUGGACGAGGCUUCACUGAUCUGGGCCGAGCCUCGCGACGCCUGUGGGACCCUUACCAACUCCGAGCUGCUACCCGGGACAAUCGUGUUGGCCGAGAGGGGACGGUGCAGCUUCGUAGAUAAGGCGAACACAGUCGCAAGCAGCAACGCGUUGGCCUUGGUCGUGAUCAACAACGGUCCCGAGGGGGAAGACCUAUUCCGGGUUGCCGCAACCUUGGGAGGCCGUAGCGGGGGAGGGGAAGAGCCGAAAGGGCCCGAGAACAUGCCCACCGUGCUCGUGCGUGGCUCGGCGCUCCCGUCGCUGUCCAAAGCUCUGGAGUGGACCGCUAAUGGCGAUGGGGGGCCCGUCACGACACGACUGGUGGCUUUGGACUGCAAGCCGGGCAGGGCGGCCUGUGAAGCAGUGCUGCCGGAAGAGCAACAGGCCGAAAAACAGGUUGACUCCGGAAAAAUCACCAUCGUCUCCGGGUUACCAGCUUCACCACCAUCAUCGGCAGCACAAGGCGUCGACGCCGCCAAAGGGGCAGCGUUAUCUGCAAACGCUUCCGGGGCGUCGUUCGAGUUCCUCUCCGCCACCUUCGGGGCAACCCUUCCCCGGGGACACGUGUCUGUCGUCCCCUCCGUGCCCGAGGACGCCUGCCAACCCAUCGCUCCGCUCGCGGCCGUAAGCAGCAGCAGCGGUAGUACCGGCGACAGUAGCCGCGGUGGCCGCGGCGUCGGGGGCCGGGGUGGUGGCGUUGCCCCAGUCGCCGUGCUGGUGAAGAGGGGGGCAUGCUCCUUCGGUGUCAAGGCUAAGAAUGUCCAGGAGGCCGGCGGGAGGGUGAUCAUCUUUCACGACAACGGGCUCGGCGUGCUGCAAAACGUGGGGGCACCGGAUCCGUUGGCAAAGGAGCUUUUCAUACCCGGUGUGUUCGUUACUGCGAGGGCGGGAGACAGCCUUGUCGCCGCCAACAACAACAAUAACGGGCAGGAUGGCAAAGGAAUGGGGCCGCUGGCCGUUACAUUUGAGCCCGACAACGCCAUUGGGCGGGCUUGGGGCGCCCUGGGGGCGACGCAUUGGCCUAACGACCUCCUCGAAGCGCGGGUGUUGGCAAGGCAGCUGCGGGCAACCCACGCAUCGAGCCCUUGCCGAACGAAGUGGGUCGACGACAAGGUGCGGCGAGCGGAAGGUCUACCUACUGAUGCCGGGACCCCGUCAGACCAAACGGCAACUACGGUGGCAGCCACCGUGGCGGUCGCGCCGGAAGCGGGCGAGGCGUCCGCCGCUGCAACUCUUCCGCGAAAGACGGCAGCGGCGCUGAGAGACACGGGGGGCGUUGAGGAAAAGGCAACAACCCCUGAGAAACAGAGGCCAUCGACGAAGGAGGAGGAGGAGGAGGUGGUGGAGGAGGAGGGGGAGGAACGACGGGGCAAUUCAGAGCAAGAACCAUGCUCCUCGGAGGAAGUAUCACCUGAAGUCGCGAAGGGUGUGGAUGGUGUCCGUGGUGCGGCAAUGGUAGGAGGAGAUGGGGAAGGUGAAGUGGGGAGGGGCAGUUGUAAAGAGAAAAGGGAGGGGGAGGGGGAGGGGGAGCGACGCGGAGGUCUCAAAGAGCUCUGA